GUGUUUGUGCCCAAUGGUCGGGGAGCUUUGCACAGAGGUAGCUAUGGAGAUGGAGAUUGCCUGGCUCCUGCUCUUGAAGGUUUGACAGGUGUGUGCUCAGCCAGAGACAGAGACCACGGUAUGUACACCAAAGGGAAAGGAUGUACUGUUCCCUCGGACAGUCAGGCAAGAGAGAAAUUAGCCUUGUACGUUUAUGAAUACUUACUUCAUGUGGGGGCACAGAAAUCGGCUCAGACUUUCUUAUCCGAGAUUCGGUGGGAAAAGAACAUAACGUUAGGUGAACCGCCAGGAUUCUUACACUCGUGGUGGUGCGUGUUCUGGGAUCUGUACUGUGCUGCUCCAGACCGACGCGACACCUGUGACCACUCGAGCGAGGCUAAAGCGUUCCACGAUUACAGUGCGGCGGCAGCUCCCAGCCCGGUGCUCGGCAACAUGGCGCCCAACGACGGCAUGCCAGCCGGCCCCAUGCCCCCCGGCUUCUUUCAGGGCCCCCCUGGCUCCCAGCCCUCGCCCCACACGCAGCCUCCACACAACCCUAACAACCCCAUCAUGGGGCCUCACAGUCAGCCUUUCAUGUCCCCUCGUUACCCCGGAGGGCCCCGGGCGUCCUUACGAAUGUCGAGCCAGCCUCCUGUAGGAGUUCCAGGAUCUCAGGCUUUGUUACCGAAUGCCAUGGACCCUACGAGACAGCAGGGACAUCCAAACAUGGGAGGUCCCAUGCAGAGAGUGACGCCCCCGAGGGGCAUGGGCAGCAUGCCCCCACAGGGUUACGGAGGUGGGAUGAGGCCACCGCCCAGCUCCCUCAGUGGACCGGGAAUGCCAGGAAUAAACAUAGGCCCCGCGGGAGGGAGACCGUGGCCAAACCCUCCAAACGCUAACUCGAUUGCCUACUCCUCGUCCUCUCCGGGCAACUAUGUGGGCCCACCUGGGGGGGCUCCUCCAGGGACCCCCAUCAUGCCAAGUCCAGGAGACUCCACUAACUCGAGUGAGAACAUGUACACCAUCAUGAACCCGAUCGGAGGGGGCGGGAACCGGCCCGGGUUCCCGAUGGGCCCGGGAGGCGAAGGGCCGAUGGGUGGAAUGCCAGGAAUGGAGCCGCACCACAUGAACGGAACGUUAGAAUUCCCCAAACAACAUGACGGGGAUCAACAAUCCUCCAGGAACACCCCGGGACGACGGAGAGAUGGGGGGGAAUUUCUUAAAUCCGUUUCAAAGCGAAAGCCAGUAUUCCCCAAGUAUGACAAUGAGUGUGUGAUCACACCCCCCCUCUCCCUCCCCCACCCCACACCCUCUUCCCUCACUGAACAAGCCCUGUUCGGUCGCCAUAGAGAUCAGCAAGAGCAUUCAUGAGGAGGCCAUACCUUCAGGCGUUGAAUUUAAUGAACUCUACGUGAAGCCUGAGGCUUAGGGGAAGAAAUGAGGAAAACAAACCACCAACACAAAAUGGAGACGUCACCUUUACACAUCGGGGAAGAUGGGAGAGGCGGAGGGAGAGGGUGGGGGAGACUUUGA
Molecule: messenger RNA, 1512 nt
Organism: Callorhinchus milii (elephant shark)
Lineage: Eukaryota; Metazoa; Chordata; Chondrichthyes; Chimaeriformes; Callorhinchidae
Gene: ssbp4
Product: single stranded DNA binding protein 4
Exons: 17
Coding region: 121-1350 (409 amino acids)
Biological process (GO): positive regulation of transcription by RNA polymerase II
Cellular component (GO): nucleus
Molecular function (GO): protein binding; single-stranded DNA binding
Source: RefSeq, a predicted model, not a curated record